Molecule: messenger RNA, 954 nt
Organism: Williopsis jadinii
Lineage: Eukaryota; Fungi; Ascomycota; Saccharomycetes; Phaffomycetales; Wickerhamomycetaceae
Product: regucalcin
Exons: 1
Coding region: 1-954 (317 amino acids)
Biological process (GO): L-ascorbic acid biosynthetic process
Molecular function (GO): calcium ion binding; gluconolactonase activity
Source: RefSeq, a predicted model, not a curated record
AUGCCAACUGAACCAUUCUUGAACUACAAUGGGCGCCUUUCAGAAGGCCCAACUUACAAUCCAUCAAACAACACACUGUUAUGGGUUGAUAUCAUUGCAGGAAAGUUCCACCGAGUCAGACUCCCAGCUACAAGCGCGGAUAACUACACUUCUCAGGAGAAGAAACAAGUCGAGCAGUCCCAUGAGGAGUUUGUAAUCCCUGAUGAAUAUAUCGGUGUUAUAUAUUUAACCGACGAUGACGACGUGGUCUAUCUAGGCGGCAAGCGCGGUAUUGCCAAAUACGUACUAACCACUGGCGAGUUCAAAUAUAAAUGGUUAUUCCCUAACGGUUCCAAGUUGAGAUCAAAUGAUGGAAACGUCGAUCCGGAAGGUAACAUCUGGCAAGGUGUCAUGGGUUCGUUCGAUUACGGUCCAAUUGAAGAAGGUGCGUUGUUGAAGAUAGAUACAAAGACGGAUGAAGUAACAACUGUGAUCCCUAAUGUUCUAAUCUCGAAUGGUAUCAACUGGAGUCAUGACGGAAGAACAUUGUACUGGACGAGCUCCCUGGAUCUAAAGAUAUAUGCCUUUGAUUAUCACGAGGGGGAAAUUUCUAACAAGAGGGUCUUCAUCGACAUUAGAGCUGUGUACCCUGAUGUUGAAUCACCAGAGCCUGAUGGAUUUACUCUCAGCGAAUCUGGUGACUUGUUCACUGCCGUGUGGUCCACAGGGACAGUGGCCCAUUUUAACGCUGAAGGGACACUCGUGGAAAAGUUUACGCUUCCAGCACAGAGGAUCUCCGCUUGUACCUUUGGAGGAAUUAAUAUGGAUGAAUUAUUCAUAACCACUGCAAAUUUGCAGUUGGAGGAUCCUGCCAGAUUAGGUGAAAACGUCCAAGACCUCGGAGGCUCAAUCUUUAGAAUCAAAGUGAAGGGGCAAAGGGGAUUGUUGAGACCAAAACUGAAACUUUCAGCUUGA